AUGGUGAGGUCCUUUGUACGGGGUAGUACGUGCAUUUAUGGCACUUUUCUCACUGGCCAUGUGACCCCUCCCUUCAAAAGCACCAUUGUCAACUAUAGUCAUCACCACCACCACCACCACUACCACCACCACCAUCACUACCACCACCACACCACCACCACCACCACCACCACCAUCACCACUGCCUCCACGAUCACCGCCGACACCACCAUUACCACCGACACCUCCGUCAGCACCACCGACACCUCUGUCGACACUACCAACACCUCCGUCAACACCAUCGACACCCCUGUCAACACCAUCGACACUUCCGUCAACACCAUCAACAUCACCAUCACCACCACUACUAUUCAUUUGUUCGCAAACAGGUGA
Drechmeria coniospora is the source of this 372-nucleotide messenger RNA. RefSeq lists its product as uncharacterized. NCBI's taxonomy places the organism in Eukaryota, Fungi, Ascomycota, Sordariomycetes, Hypocreales, Ophiocordycipitaceae. The record is from RefSeq and is a predicted model, not a curated record. The transcript has a single exon. The coding region runs from base 1 to 372 and encodes 123 amino acids.